This is a messenger RNA of Periconia digitata, 1449 nucleotides long. The record is from the annotation of a GenBank genome assembly. Lineage: Eukaryota; Fungi; Ascomycota; Dothideomycetes; Pleosporales; Periconiaceae.
AUGUUCCCUUACCGUACCACCAAUCCCAGAAACGUCCCGCAAGUGAGUACCGAGGAGUGUCUUCGCCACGACAUCUCCUUGAUCAAUGACAUUCUCGACAAUGCCGCGAUGAUUGCAGGUCCGGCACUUCCACCUCUACUACGCCAAUUGCCGCAACUGAACCAGCGUCUAAGCGAAACAUAUCCUGUUUUUAUUAGAUUUGCCCAGACCAGCCCGCAAAGCCUUGUACAUUGGAGGUUCUGUCAAGAACAUUUGCGAAAAAUGGCUCAGCUUAACCUGAGUGAUCCAGUAGGCUCCUUCAAUACCAUGAGGCUGUCAUGGAGGAGUUCUCAGCAGACGCAUCGCGCAUUUCCAUCGCCUCAGCCAGGCCAUGGGUUGCCGAUGCGACAGAAUGCCAAUGGAUUUUUAUCUACCAGGCAGGUUCACGUGGCUCCGGACCUGCAACAGAUCAAUCCCCCGUGCGCUCUGGGGACUCCAGAUAGGACACAACAUUAUCAACACGGUAGCCAGCUACAGCAUUACCGGCCAAUAUAUAAUGCCUUCCAAAAUCUGCAACCCGUCUAUAAUCAUCACAUUGCUGGUCCUAAUUUUGCCCCGCAAGAUUCAACAUCAAGUGUCAACUUUCCCCUGAAUACCCGCGCAGUAGAACAAUGGGUACAAUCUGGAUCUACUACUGUGCCAGUACAUCCCACUAUCAGGAAUGCAACACUACCCGGAAACCGAUUCAGUCCUCUACCGAGCCCUGCCCCUUAUACCCCUCCGGCGAGCUCUCGACCUACACCUAGGCCGCCACAACCUUCCAAUCUUCGCCGGGCUGCCCCCAGUACACCAUCUCUCCCCAGCCCUCGACAUCUCGCACCGGCAAAACCACGGGCUACUAAGCCGUCAGAACCCAGGCCCCAUCGUGUCGUCAAACCAGCAGCACCCACUCCUCGCUCAGACCCUCACCCAGAACAAACUCUGGAGCAGGCCCUCAUCCACUUCAACGGCACCCACCCUCCGCCAGAACGUCCGAACCCCUUCAUCCAGCCACCUCGCCCUACCACUCCUGCCCAGUCUCCACUACCACUUCCACCGCCCAAGAGCGUAAUCUCCACUUUGGCUCCAGAACAGCUCAAAGCAGCCCGCAUAGCACACAACAAACGGGUGUUCCGCGAGUUGUACAAGCAAAGUGUGAACGUCCUCGCGUACUGCUUCUACGAACAUCAGGAAGCACGUCGUCCACUGAAGAUGGGAGAGAGACCAAACCAGUACUAUGUAAGCUUCAUCUCGAACCAGAACUUGGAGAAGUACGAGAAGGCGGAGGAUAAGCGUGUGGUACUUUAUGCGAGGGAGAACUGGCAGAUGUGCUGGUCUGUCAAGGACUGGGAGUUGGCGAGGAAAGAGAUGAGGAAGCGGGGGUGGGAGGGACCGACGGAGACGGAUCAUGUGUGGAGGAUUUGGGGGUAA